CGCGCGGCGCCUUUAAGGGCUGGCCUACGUGGCAGCGCAGUGAUCGGUGCGGGCCCGGCCCGGCGCUCCCCCGCCACGCUCCGCCCGCCGCCGUCCCUCAGAGCCGGGCCGAGGCGCGCAGCAGCCGCAGCACCCCCGCCGCCAUGGGCCAGAACGACAUCAUGAGCACCGCUGAGGACUUCGCGGACCAGAUGUUGAUGACGUGUGUGCAAGAGAACUGCCGACCUCAGAGUCUGCAGAGUGCAUGGAUCUGUUAUGGCUUGAGUAUCACCUUGCCUUGCUCCCCUGCUAAUGAUGCUGUCUGCCCGUGCAGUUCCUGAGGGUGACGAAGCAGUACCUGCCCCACGUGGCCCGCCUGUGCCUGAUCAGCACCUUCCUGGAGGAUGGCAUCCGCAUGUGGUUCCAGUGGAGCGAACAGAGGGAUUACAUUGAUGGCACAUGGAACUGUGGCUAUUUCCUGGCUUCCAUCUUUGUGUUCAUAAAUCUCUUUGGACAGCUAAGCGGCUGCAUCCUGGUGCUGAGUAGGAACUUUGUGCAAUAUGCCUGCUUUGGACUGUUCGGAAUUAUAGCGUUACAGACUAUUGCAUACAGCAUUCUAUGGGACCUGAAGUUCUUGAUGAGGAACCUGGCCCUUGGGGGAGGUUUGCUGCUGCUUUUGGCCGAGUCACGCUCAGAGGGGAAAAGCAUGUUUGCUGGUGUCCCCACCAUGUGGGAAAGCUCCCCAAAGCAGUACAUGCAGCUGGGGGGCCGUGUGCUGCUGGUCCUCAUGUUCAUGACACUGCUACAUUUUGAUAUGAACUUCUUUUCUAUUCUGCAGAACAUUGUGGGCACAGCCCUGAUUAUCUUGGUGGCAAUUGGCUUCAAGACUAAGCUGGCUGCCUUGACGCUAGUCAUCUGGCUGUUUGGCAUCAAUAUCUACUUCAAUGCCUUCUGGACCGUCCCAGCCUACAAGCCCAUGCACGACUUCCUCAAAUACGAUUUCUUCCAGACCAUGUCUGUAAUUGGAGGGCUCCUCCUUGUGGUUGCACUGGGUCCUGGCGGAGUCUCCAUGGAUGAGAAGAAAAAAGAGUGGUAACAGGAAUAGCAACGCUUCUUGGGACAUAACAUAUUAAGUCCAGAACUGAUUCUUUAUGGAUUCAACAAAAACUGCCAGCAUUUUACACGUACAUGCCCCCUUCCUAUUAAAGGCACAGAUGUUCUGAAUUUGAUUUACAGUGGCACCUGUAAUGUAAUAGACAAAGUCCUAUUUCUUCAAGAAAAGUUGCCUAGGCUUAUUCUAACUUCCUAGAUUUGGAACUAACCCAAGGAACCUGCAUUUUGCUGAUGCUUCAGUGAGUUGCAGUAGAAACAGUAGUUGCUGUCUUUAAUGUCAGCAAUGUUUUCAAAUUUGAAGUACUGUGAGCAGAUACAGCUGUAUCAUUGUGUGCUGUUGGGUUCUAGCUAUAACUAAAAAAGUGGCUCCCAUUUCUCACCCUCAUUAAAACUGUCUUGUGCACGAGGAGUUCCCUUGCUGAUCAUAGCAUUUCUUAUCAACAUGGAAAGCAGCAUCAAGAAAAAUCGCUGUUAUUCUGCUGCUCAGAGGCCUGUAAUUCUAUUUUGUUUAACAGGGGAAGUAUUUCCUGCUCCCAAAUAGAAGGUAAAAAGAAAACCCUGAAAGUAGUUGUACGCCCUCUAGGUAAGAAAAGGGAGGCGUUCUUCUAACAUGUCCCAGUUCCCCUCUCAAGUGGAACAAGGGAUAAUCCUUUAUUGCUAAUCAGGAGUUCUGUUUUGCUAAUCACAUUUCAAGAAGCAGGGGGUGAAGUACUCCUGAAGAGACAGAACGUCAGAUUCUGUGAAAAUUCUGUGCCAAAAGAACUCUUUAUUCAGCAUUCUUUCCCCCGCGUUUCCUCCUGAAUUCCCAAGAAGAGAGCCAAGUUGUGCUGCAGGUUCCAUAACAGAAGCUCCUUUCUGCUAUUAAUCAGCUUCCAUCCAUGUAUGCCCCAAAUUCUUACCUGAAUUGCAGGUUAUCGGUGAAAGAGUCUCGAGAACUGCAGAACUCCCCUUUUCCCUGCACUCGGUACAGGCGAGACGGGAGCAGUCAAUCUUCUCAUCUGUAGGGUUUGCUUCUGGGGCUCACUUCUGUCGGUCCCGGCUGUGCCAGUCCCCGUGACAGCGAGGGGCCAGUCAAGGGCAGCCCCGUCUCUGCCCCAUGGUGGCUCACCCACAUCAGUUCUGUGCUGCCAGAGCCCUGGUUCUCAGUUCUGAUCCAAGGGUUAGAGCUGAAGAAUGCAAGUGCAAAAUCCAUGCAGUGAAUAAGCAGCCAGAGAUGUAACUUGUGUGUUCAGAGGGAGGAACUCCUCAGUGUAAUGGUGGGGGGAAGACCCCAUUUCCACCUUUCAGUGCCACAACCUCUGUGCCAUGAACAUGCUUAGUGCUGCUCAGAGGAGGCAUUUUGUCCUCUGCCAGUCAGCUAGGUAAGCCUGUUUCACUAGAUCAUGAAAGAAUUCUAGAAAGCAUGAGCCCUACCAACUUGCUAAUGUUACACUGAUUCCACGCACUGUUGUCUCCCUUGAGAAAGCUGCUCAACUGUUUGUUCAAGGAGUAAUUCAGCUGAAUGUCUCCAGCAGGAGCUAUUUACCAGGGUCUCCUGGUAAGGACACUAACCUGGACAGUUCAGCUUAAUGGUUGCUUUUUAGGA
This is a messenger RNA of Strigops habroptila (Kakapo), 2677 nucleotides long. It is a transcript of the gene SURF4, whose product is annotated as surfeit 4. Gene Ontology annotation, cellular component: membrane; endoplasmic reticulum; endoplasmic reticulum-Golgi intermediate compartment. Gene Ontology annotation, biological process: Golgi organization. The record is from RefSeq and is a predicted model, not a curated record. NCBI's taxonomy places the organism in Eukaryota, Metazoa, Chordata, Aves, Psittaciformes, Psittacidae. Bases 395 to 1075 code for a protein of 226 amino acids. The transcript is spliced from 6 exons.